Messenger RNA from Plenodomus lingam JN3, 735 nucleotides. RefSeq lists its product as uncharacterized. Lineage: Eukaryota; Fungi; Ascomycota; Dothideomycetes; Pleosporales; Leptosphaeriaceae. The record is from RefSeq and is a predicted model, not a curated record.
AUGCACAUCCACCACCACCCCAUCACCCUCCUCUCCCUCCUCUCCCUCUUCACAACCCUCACCUCCGCCGCCUGUACUCUCUCCCACCUCCACUCCCUCACCGCCGCCCUCCACACCGCCCAAACCACCGGCCUCAACUCAAACACCACCCUCCUCACCCCAACCACCCACCUCACCCAAAACCGCCGCCCCGUAACCCUCUCCUCCUCCAUCCUCUCCACCCCUCUCCCAAUCGCCCACGCCCGCUCCCAACACGACCUCCCCCAAUGCGCCACCUUCAGCGAAUUCAUCGUCCUCAACGCCUCCGCCCCCUACGUCAUCGCAACCCAAAUGCGCAUCGACAACACAACGGGCCAACUCGCCCGCCUCGACGCAAUCGUCACUACAACCGGCGACUGGCUCUUCAACGCAACAGGCACCUACUACUGGGCCUCGCGCGAGCACUGGGGUCCCCUGACGCAAGCGCAGCGCACUUCGCGCAAUGUCAUCAAGGCGGCGGCGGAUGCGUAUUGCGAUUUGUUUGCGGAUAAGAGCGUUGUUGUGCCGUGGGGGAGUCCGUGUGCGCGGCUUGAGGGCGGGGCGUAUACGGGGAAGGGGGCGGCGAGUGAUCGGUGUGAUGUUGGGGUGCCGAGUGGGGUGGCGUUGGUGAAUAGGCAGUAUGUGAUUGAUGAGGAUUAUGGGACUGUGGAUGUUAUGAUGGAUUUUGGGGGUACGGUAGGGGGCGGGGGUUUGUGA